Messenger RNA from Staurois parvus, 462 nucleotides. NCBI's taxonomy places the organism in Eukaryota, Metazoa, Chordata, Amphibia, Anura, Ranidae. The record is from the annotation of a GenBank genome assembly.
AUGGGAAAAACGAACCACAAUUCCUCCUGCCAAGGAGACCGUUUCCUGUCCAACCACAAACUGGAGAAGAGCACCAAGUCGUCCCUGGAUGCCGACCUGAUCCAGAAACUCCUCGCCAAGAGUCAGGAAGCCAUAGGCUUUGCCUAUUGCCCCUACAGCAAGUUCCGGGUGGGGGCGGCACUGCUGGCCAAGAACGGGAAGAUCUACCUGGGCUGCAACGUGGAGAACGCCUGCUACACCCUGGGGAUCUGCGCCGACGCAACGCCAUCACACAGAGCCGUGGCCGAAGGCUGCAAGCAAUUCAUCGCCAUCGCCAUCACCAGUGACGUGGAGGAGGAGUUCAUCAGUCCCUGCGGAGCCUGCCGACAAGUCAUGAGAGAGGUAGGUACACCCACCUACCUUCCCCAUCUACAUGAAAAUGAAUCCAGAAUACACAAAAAUUAUAAACAGAAAUGGACAUGA